This is a messenger RNA of Gigantopelta aegis, 840 nucleotides long. RefSeq names its product ribose-phosphate pyrophosphokinase 4-like. Gene Ontology annotation, molecular function: ribose phosphate diphosphokinase activity; magnesium ion binding. The record is from RefSeq and is a predicted model, not a curated record. Lineage: Eukaryota; Metazoa; Mollusca; Gastropoda; Neomphalida; Peltospiridae. Gene Ontology annotation, biological process: 5-phosphoribose 1-diphosphate biosynthetic process; purine nucleotide biosynthetic process. Gene Ontology annotation, cellular component: cytoplasm; ribose phosphate diphosphokinase complex.
AUGAGUCAAGAAAUGGAUGUUCCAUUUCCUCCUGGUCUGUGGAAGCCAGUCAAGUUAUUUUAUCAUCCGUCAAUGAAAAAGUUAGCAGAAUCAAUAGUUACAAGAGUUACAGAGAAAAAACUUAGAAUGGGAAGAGUAUGGUAUUUGGUAAGAUCAUUUCGCCUCAUUCUUGCUUACUUUCCAACAGCUACAAUGGAAAGAGUUGAUAAAGAGGACAGAUUGUCACAGCUAAAAGUUUUAGCUACAAUGUUGUCUGUGAUACCACUGGCUGCUAGAGGACCUGCUCAAAUCUUUGUUUUUGAUAUUCAUGCACUUCGGGAAAGUUUCUAUUUUUCUGAUCAAGUCAUCCAAAGGCUAUUAACAUUUAUGCCAUAUCUUAUUAAAGAACUUAAAAAGUUACCUGAUGUUAAUAAUCUUGCUAUAGCUUUCCCUGAUGAAGGAGCUUAUAAAAGAUUUCACGUCUCCUUUGAACAAUGGCCUAUUAUUACUUGUAGUAAAACUAGAAAUGGUGACCAGAGAAAAGUUGUCAUUAAAGAAGGUGAUCCUAAAGGUAGACAUGUUGUUAUUGUUGAUGAUCUUGUACAAACAGGAGGAACUCUAAUGGAGUGUGCUAAAGCUAUAAAAUUACAAGGAGCUACUGAUAUAAGUCUGUUUGUUACACAUGCUGUGUUUCCUGAGAGAUCAUGGGAACAAUUUACAACAAGUGAUCUUCAAUUUGCUAAUUUUUGGAUCACAGACUCCAUUCCUCAUGCUAAUGAAAUAUCUCAACAUAAACCAUUUAUGUUAUCACUGGCUGAGGGUAUUGUUGAGGCUCUUCUUUCAUUUGAUCUCCUGCAAUAA